Sorghum bicolor (sorghum) is the source of this 3439-nucleotide messenger RNA. Its product is annotated as BTB/POZ domain-containing protein At1g04390. The coding region runs from base 81 to 3110 and encodes 1009 amino acids. The transcript has 8 exons. The record is from RefSeq and is a predicted model, not a curated record. Gene Ontology annotation, molecular function: protein binding. NCBI's taxonomy places the organism in Eukaryota, Viridiplantae, Streptophyta, Magnoliopsida, Poales, Poaceae.
AACCGUCCAUUCGCUGGAAGAGCACUUCGAUUUCUCUUCGCUUCUCCUGCUGCCUGCCUCCAGGCUCCGGCAAGGACGCGAUGCGACCGGCCUUCUCCGCCUCCAAGCCGUCGCCGCCCGGGAGGGAGAAGGGCAGGAGGAAGGCGGCCUCCGCGGCCGAACAGCUGCUCACCGGCCAGGCCCUCCCCCAACGCACCCGCCUCCACGACGCACUCGCCCUCGGCCUCACCAAGUCUGAUGGCCAGGGUGCUAAAAAAUGGCAGUCUUCUGAUGCUGGAGUACAGUCUCACGUGCUCAAAUCGGUGGGUGCAUUUGUCGGUUGUCUUUCAAAUGAACUGCUGAAACUUUCUGUUAUAAAGGAGUCAAUUUCAGAUAUACUUGUAGCUCUGGAAGGCAUUCUUAAGACAAAGAACGUUUCAGUUCUGAUCCAAGCAGCUGACGUGAGCUCAAAGUUUGUCUCCACUUUAGGAAAUUCUGUUCGCCAAUACCCAGUUUUUGAGUUGGUUUCGUCCCUCUCAUGCCAUUUGUCUGCUAACCAGCUACGUAUUGCUGUACCAUGUGCGACUGCACUGACCUGUAUAUUGAACAACUUAACUAUAGCGAGAGCUUCAACUCAGGCAGAAAUUUGGGAGGCUCUGGAGAAAACAAAUGCGGUUGCAAGUGUUAUUUCAGCUCUACAGAAUUACACUGAUGAUAUUCAUCCCCUGAACUAUCUGACAGAGAUGAUAUCUCUGCUAAGAAGUAUACUGUGGAUUUGGCCUUCCUCGAGAUACCAUGUAUGGAGCAACCACAACUUGAUGGAAAAACUAGCAUAUUACUGUCUUAGUGCUGAAACAGCAGUUUCUACAAAAGUUCUGAAGCUAUAUGCUGCUUUAGCUUUAUGUGGCAAUGGAGCGAUGGUCCUUCUUAAGAAUGAAGAGUUGAUCACUAAGAUUGGUGUCCUUAUGGGAAAAUCUCAUCCUACUGUUACUAGGAUUGAAGCAUUGAAGCUCUGCCAGGUUUUUCUGAGAUCUUCAAGGGGCUGCGAUCAGUUGAUGACUGCGCAUUGUCAGCCUAUUGUUCAAGGCAUAACAAGUGCCAUGUCUGAGAUUGAUGAAAAAACAUUAGUAAGAGAGGGAUGCCAGACUGCAUUACUGGCCCUUCGUUAUUCUGGGAAUCAUCAUAGAUGCUUCUGGUUUAAUGCUGUUGAUGAAGUAUUAUAUAAGGUUCUUUCUGGGAGCUGCAGCUCUUCACAUCAUGGCAAGCUGUUCAAUUUAGAUUCCAAAGACACUAUGAAUAUACAUCCCUAUGUAUGGGAUAUACUUGGAUAUCUAGCAGUACAUUGUGACAAUGAGCAACUUUCCGUAGGGAAACGGCGGAAUAGUUUCUUGCAGGGACUGAUAUCAUGUGCUUGCUCGCUAGCGUUGGAUUUAACUCUGAAAAACAGCCCCAUGAAAUUGUCUAAAGAGGAGCACGAGCCGGCUUUGAGGGCAGUUCUUAUGAUGCUUCUCUCUCCUAGUCAAUUCAUUUUCUCUGAGGCAAGUUCUAAAUUUCUGGAAGCUUUGCUACCAUUAGGCAAUGAAUAUAUGAACAUCCUCAUGUCAUCACUAGAAUCGAACGUUACCAGAAAUCUUACGGCAUCUUUUGACUGUAUCAAGAUCAUGACCAACCUCAUGAACAUAGCAUGCUUGUUGAUAGUGCAAUCUAACCAUAGUCUCAACAAGAGGAGUGCUGUAGAUGUAUUAUCCAGCAUUAUUAAGGAAUGUCUGCACGAUCAUUUGUACAUUACGAGAUCAAACUUUGCUUCUCAUCUGCAAUUUUGUUUUGAUGGAAGUUCAUGCUGCCAUCUAUCUGAAGAGUGGGAAGGUGAAAAUAUUGUUUUCUUUUAUGGUCUCGUAGUACUGUUUAAUCUGCUGAAGAGUGACAGUUUUAUUUGUUUUCACUGUAAAAGAAAGAAAGAUGGGGGGAUUGUGUGCCAUGAAUGCAGAGAUUAUUACACCGAAGGUUUGGUUGGAGUCCUCAAUCAUGCCUUGUGUCAAAACAUGAGCCCAGGGCCCAAGUCUUAUAUUGCACAUAUACUGAGUUUGUUUGGCCUCUGUGGUUUUCCAAGCAAGUUGGGAGGAAAUAUGAGAAAUGCUUUGUGUGAUAAUGAGCUAGUCGAUCUGGAACUGUUGCUUGCAGAUGGUGAAUCUCUAAGUGCUCAUGUGGCUAUCCUAUCAGCAAGAUGUCCUAGAUUAUUGCCAUCUGAAAAAUCUUCUGUCCAUGAUGGGUCAGUGAUUAAUUGGGGCAAAGGAUCAUGCUAUCAUGUUCGAAUGUCUGAUCGUGUCGAUAGUCACGCUCUGAAGAAAAUUUUGGAAUAUGCAUACACUGGGUUGGUCACUGUAGAUGAUGCCAUUGUUAAGCCUGUAAAAACACUUGCAAAGUAUUGCCACCUGAGAUCGCUGCACUUGAUGCUUCAGAAAGAGCAACCCAGAUGGCACUCAUGUCCCAUAUAUGAUCUUACUGCAGCACUCGAACCAGCUAGACAUUUAUUCUCGGACAUCAUUUUGGAGGCCCAAUCUAAUGACAAAAUGGAGUGUCACCAUGGCUCGUGCCAGUUAUCGACUCCUCAUAUCCAUAGCCAUAAGAUCGUUUUGAGCGUGAGCUGCGAUUACCUUCGUGCUUUGUUUCAGUCCGGAAUGAAUGAGAGCUUUGCAGAGGUUAUCAGAGUUCCGAUCGGGUGGGAAGCAUUGAGAAUACUAGUUCAGUGGUUCUACUCAGGCGAGCUGCCUAGAGUUCCACCUGAUUGCCGAUGGAAGACUAUGAGUACAGAAGAGAAACUAUCUCUUCUGAAAUCUUACGCAGAGCUGUCAUCCCUGGCUGACUUCUGGUUCCUGGAUGGAGUGAAGGAAGAGAGCCUUGAAGUGUUGACCUCAUGCCUGAAUUCCAGCACAAACGCCUCCCUCGAGUUCAUCGGCUUCGCAGCAAACUUGGGCCAGUGGGAACUGGUGGAGGCUGCCAUCAGCAGUGUGGCGCAUCUGUACCCCAAGCUGCGAGACUCUGGUCGGUUGGAGCAGCUUGAUGAAGACGUGCUCAACAUGCUGCGGGCAGAGUAUGUCAGGUAUUCACAGCGUUGCAACGGAAGAAACUGAAUCAUCGAUGUUAUGGAGUUGGGCUUUUUUUUUUUUUUGAGGCAUUGAGAGAGGUUUGGGGAGUUGGCAUUUGGCACUGAGGAUGUACAGUAUAUGUUGUACAUGCGUAGAAUAGACAUCUUGUGGUGGUGGUACACACAGCUUUUGCGUGUUGACUGUCGACUGGCGAUCUGGAUAUUUGAUUCAGAAGAAGCCAGUGACUGCCUUGCGGCACGACAGUUCAUGGUGUGAUGGCAAAUGGCAAAGAGAGGUGUGUAUGUUUAUAGUUAUUUUAACCAAACAACCUAUAACUUUUUCACAUCACAUAACUUAUGGCAAUUUUCGCGUGA